AUUGUAUCUGGAACAGAGCGACUUUCAUGAGAAGUUUACUGGUGGGGACGUUUGUGUGGAUAGAUCCUCAGAAUCCGUGACCUGCCAGACUUUUGAACUGACGUUGAGGUCUUGCCUUUAUCCACACAUAGACAAGCAGUACUUGGAAUGUUGUGGCAAUCUAAUGCAAACUUUAAAGAAGGAUUAUAGGCUGGUAGAAUAUUUGCAAGCAAUGAGAAAUUUUUUCUUACUUGAAGCUGGAGAUACCAUGUAUGACUUCUAUACGUCUAUUUUUGACAAAAUUAGAGAAAAGGAGGCUUGGCAGAAUGUCACUUUCUUAAAUGUUCACCUGCAAGAAGCAGUUGGGCAACGCUAUCCAGAGGACAGUUCAAGGUUGUCCAUAUCAUUUGAAAGUGUUGAUACAGCAAAGAAGAAGCUCCCUGUCCACACCUUGGAUGGUUUGACAUUGAGUUACAAGGUUCCUUGGCCUGUGGAUAUCGUUAUAAGCUUAGAGUGCCAAAAAAUUUACAAUCAAGUUUUUUUGCUCUUACUGCAAAUAAAAUGGGCCAAAUAUAGUCUAGACGUUUUAAGAUUUGAUGAACUGGUCUGUGCUGCAGAAAACUCACAGGUUAAGGAAGGAACUUCAUUAGAACAAGGAACGCUUCCUCUAUUUGGAUCGCAAACAGAAAGUAUAAAACAACAGAUACAUCGCAUGUUCCUCUUAAGAGUGAAACUUAUGCAUUUUGUUAACAGCCUGCACAACUACAUCAUGACUAGGAUUCUUCACAGUACUGGCUUGGAGUUUCAACAUCAGGUAGAGGAAGCCAAAGAUUUAGAUCAAUUGAUAAAGAUUCAUUACAGAUAUCUAUCUACAAUCCAUGAUCGCUGCCUACUGAGAGAAAAGGUGAGCUUUGUGAAAGAAGCUAUAAUGAAAGUGUUAAAUUUAGUGCUGAUGUUUGCAGACCGCUGGCAGGCUGGUUUGGGGGCUUGGAGGAUGGAAUCCAUAGAGAAGAUGGAAUCUGAUUUUAAAAACUGUCACAUGUUUCUUGUCACUGUUCUCAACAAGGCUGUCUGUCGAGGCUCUUUUCCUCACUUGGAAUCAUUAGCUUUGUCGCUGAUGGCUGGCAUGGAACAAAGCUAA
Apaloderma vittatum (bar-tailed trogon) is the source of this 1120-nucleotide messenger RNA. RefSeq names its product gamma-tubulin complex component 5. The annotation marks the transcript as partial. Gene Ontology annotation, molecular function: gamma-tubulin binding; microtubule minus-end binding. Gene Ontology annotation, cellular component: spindle pole; centrosome; equatorial microtubule organizing center. Gene Ontology annotation, biological process: meiotic cell cycle; microtubule nucleation; cytoplasmic microtubule organization. The transcript has 9 exons. The record is from RefSeq and is a predicted model, not a curated record. Lineage: Eukaryota; Metazoa; Chordata; Aves; Trogoniformes; Trogonidae.